Messenger RNA from Peniophora sp. CBMAI 1063, 2970 nucleotides. NCBI's taxonomy places the organism in Eukaryota, Fungi, Basidiomycota, Agaricomycetes, Russulales, Peniophoraceae. The record is from the annotation of a GenBank genome assembly.
AUGAGCGGAAACCGAGGACGAGGCGGUGGUGAUCGCGGACGAGGACGCGGACGUGGAGAUGGCGGGCCACCUCGUGGUGGCCCGCCUCGUGGUGGCCCUCCCGGUGGCGGUGAUCGUGGCGGAGGGUUCCGAGGACGUGGUGGUGGCGGUGGCGGCGACUUCCGUGGCCGCGGUGAUGGACGAGGAUUCGGCGGAGGUGGCGGACGGGGUGGCGGGCGCGGUUUUACUCGAGGAGGCUCGAGUUUCGCGAAUGCCCCCUUGAUAUUCAACCCUACGCCGAACACUCCGACUACGCUGGACGCUCGCACAGCGCAGGCUGAUCAGCUCAUUCAACAUCUCAACAAGACGAAAGGUAGCAAGAGACCGGAGCGCCCCGUAAGGCCAGGAUAUGGAACGCUCGGGAAAGCUAUAGUCGUACGCGCGAACUUCUUUGCAAUCGAUGUCGAGAAGGACAAGUUCUACGAGUACUCCGUCGAGAUAACGCCCGAACCCAGAUCGCAGAAACCACGGGUCAAGCGGCGCAUCUUAGAACUGUUCGAGGCGAGCCCGGUGGGCGCACCAUACCGCAACCACCUUGUACACGAUGGCUCCCAGCGUCUGAUAGCCGCAAAGCCACUCCCUCAACCUCUGACGGGGACCGUGAAAUACUUUGAGAAGGGAGACAAUGGGCCUCACAAGGACGCCGAUACUUACGAAGUCACUGUCACCUUCACGAAGGAGCUGCCGACCGCUCCUCUAAAGGGUUAUCUUGAAGGCGAUGUAACCCGCGCCGACGCAGAUGAACAGGUCGACCCUGUGAUUUCGGCGCUCAACCUCGUUCUUCAGCGUCAAGCUUCCGAAGCUAGCUAUCGCCACGGCCGCAACCGGUUCUUCUUCGACGAUAACGAGAAGGGCCAGCUCGGACCUGGCAGCCGUCUCUGGGCACUGAUGGGCUUCUACUCGUCCGUGCGGCCGGUGCACAAGCAGCUCAUGGUCAACCUCAACGUCUGUAUGACGGCAUUCUAUCAGCCCGGGAACCUUCUGGAUGCGAUCAAUAGCUUUGACCGGGGAUCCUUUGGUGGGAACAGCGCUGAGUUCAUGCGGGAUGUCAAGGUCUCGACCAGUCAUCUUGGAUACAAACGCGUGAAGAAGAUCUUUCGAGUAUUGGCCAAUACGGCUGGCACGCAGCGAUUCAAGUGCAGCGAGUACAACAACGAGAACAUAACCGUUCAGGACUACUUCAAACGGAAGUACAGGAUUAACUUAACCCCGAGCUCUCCCCUCGUCGACGUCGGCGGCCCCGGCAAGUCGACGUACUUCCCCGCUGAACUCUGCACGAUCGAACCCGGCGAACCGCACUUCGGCAAGCUCUCGCCCAAGGAAACGCAGGAGAUGCUUUCCCUCGCUAAUCGGCGCCCUGGAGUGAACGCGGAACAUAUCACGAAGCAGGGUAUACCGAAGCUCGGGUUCACCGAGAACCCUACUCUGACUGCCUUCGGCGUGACCAUCAGCCCCAAUAUGACGGUCAUUCCGGCGCGCGAGCUUAUGCCACCUCGAGUGACGUACGGGCAGGGCAGUGCCAGAGUCGCGAACGGUUCUUGGAACAUCCUCGACGUUAAGUUUCACCACGGAGCGAGAAUCAACAAGUGGGGCGUACUAGUGGUCAUCGAUGGACCACCCGAGUUCCAAGGUCCCGGCGACCCACGUCUCAGAGACUGGAUCAAGGGCUUCGCCAACAAGUGUACGAAGAGCGGCAUGCACAUCGCGGGACCACCGAUUGUAAAAGCCGUGCAGCUCCCGCCUCCAUCGAGCGAUCCAGGUCGAUCUCAAGCGACGCGCGCACUCGAGAACCAGCUCAGGACUUUCGGCGAAAUUGAUAUCGUGCUCGUCUUACUGCAACGCCGAGACGAUUACAUCUAUCCCGCCGUCAAACGCAUCUGCGCAGUCACGCUAGGCUUGCACAGCCAAUGCCUCUUGACGGAGAAGGCCUUCAAAGAGAAGGGCCAGGACCAGUACUUCUCUAACGUCGCGCUGAAGGUCAAUAUGAAGCUUGGAGGAGAGAAUCAUAGGUUGGACGCGAACGAUAUGCGGUGGUUGCAGCAGACGAAGACGAUGAUGGUUGGGAUCGACGUGACGCAUCCGGGCCCGAGCAGCGUCAAAGGAACGCCCUCUAUCGCUGGUGUCGUUGCGAGCAUCGACCAGUACUUUGCACAGUUCCCGGUUAGCUUGAGGUUGCAGAAGUCCAAGCAGGAGGGCAUAGCAGAGCUGGCGGACAUGAUGAUCGAGCGCUUGCAGGCUUUUCGCGCGCGAAGCAAGGCUCUUCCCGACCGCGUCUUCAUCUUCCGCGAUGGUGUCUCCGAGGGGCAAUAUGACAAAGUACUCAAGGAAGAGCUUCCGCAAGUAAUCGAGGCAUUCAAGCGCAUCGACGCCAAGAACCCGCGCUACCGCCCCAAGCUCAGCAUUGUCAUCUGCGGCAAACGCCACCACGCCCGUUUCUACCCUACGAGCGAGGCGAACGCCGACAAUAAGAACGGAAACACGAAGCCCGGGACCGUCGUCGAUAAGGGCGUUACGUCCGUGCUCGACUACGACUUCUACCUCCAAGCGCAUAUGGGCCUGCAAGGCACCGUCCGCCCUACGCACUACAUCGUCAUCUACGACGAGAAUGGGCUGGAUCCCAAUACUAUACAGCAGGGCGUGCACGUGUCGAGCUACAUGUAUGCGCGCGCGACAAAGGCCGUCAGCUUAUGCCCUGCGGCGUACUACGCGGACGUGGUGUGCGAGCAGGCGAGGUACUGGAUCCAUGGAUUCCUCAACCAGGCGCAUGAAGGGUCUUCUGCGGGUGAUACCGCGUCUGUUGCGGGCGGUACGCAGUCGGAUCGGAUGAGGCGUAAACGGGAGGACGCGGAGAAGAAUGUGUAUGAUGCGGCGGUGAAGAUGUGGGGAAGUGGGCUGCAUCAGAGGCUCAAGGACAGUAUGUUUUACCUGUAG